GCUUUCUUCAAAUGAAACUGCGAGACUUCUUCCUCUCAUUUGCGCCAACCGAGUUCUUCUGACAGAAGAAGAAUUAAGUUUCUUCAUUCAAGUGCUGCUGAAGAGAGUCUCUCGAGUGUCUCCUCUUUAUGCUGAGGCGCAGCGGCUGAGUGCAGCAGCAGCAGCAACAGCUCUUUUUGCUGUUGCACUCAACGGCGUUAACCCGAGUAAGAGCAGCAGCAGCAGCAGCAGCGGCAGCAGCAGGCAGCAGCAGCAGCAGCGGCAGCAGCACUCUAGUUGUAGGCUUAGAGAAGCAACAGCAGCAGCAACAGCACUUCUUGCUGUUGCACUCAACGGUGUUAAUCCGAAACUCUUUGGAGGUUUAAUAAACCAUUUGCUGCUGGAGGCCCCUGGGCUGGAGGAGUCGCAGCCGGCGCAGUCGGUGACUUUCGCGCGGCUGUGCUGGGCCGUGUGCGCGUUGAGGGCCUUCGACCCCGCAGUUGCUGCAGACAGCUGGGACCCCACAGCUGUCUCGUUGCUGCUGCAGCAGUCCCUUUUUAAAGUGGAGACAGAACAGCCUUUGGCCCUCGCUCUCAUUCCAGACAUACUGACGGAACUUGAGGUGUCUAGACACCUGCUGCCCAACAUCGAAGUUCCGCAAACCCUUGCUGCUGCAGCAGCAGAAGCAGCACGAGUGCAGAGUCUCCUUGACCGCCGCCAAACGCGGCGUCUCCACUUUACUCUUCGGAGGGCCCUUGAGAAGCUGGGGGCCCACGUGCAGCCCAGCAGCAGCAGCAGCAGCAGCAGCAGCAGCAGCAGCAGCAGCGGCAGCAGCAGCGGCAGCGGGGGUAGCGGAGUUGCUGACGAACUCGAAAUGGAGGACCUGUACGAUGAUGAGCCGCAGCAGCAGCAGCAGCAGCAGCAGCAGCAGAAGCAGCUGCAGCAGCAAGAGCAGCCGCAGCAGCAGCAGCAGCAGCAGCAGGGGGAGAGCAGCAGCAAAGCAGCAGCAGACGUGUGGAUUUAUAAUGAGCAGCUGGGGCCCUAUAAUGUCUCCUUCUACUGCCCAGGGAGACAGCUGGUCCUCGAGAUCGACGAGCGCUGCCUUGGCCCAAGCAAAUAUGUGAAGAAGAGACACUUGGAAACUCUCUUUAAGGACCAAGGUUUGCGCGUGCUGAUUGUGGGGGAACAUUUAUUUCAACUUUCCAGAGUCACAGGAGAACAGGGCGUUGACAUGCUCAAAAAAGCCAUUAAUGAACCCGAAGCAGCAGAAGCUCUUUGCCCUUCUCGCCACGUGCAGCUGCAGGCUCUCCUCAAGAGGGCCCCCAGGCAGCAGCAGCUGCAGCAGCAGCAGCAGCAGCAGCAGCAGUAG
Messenger RNA from Eimeria tenella, 1348 nucleotides. RefSeq names its product D-3-phosphoglycerate dehydrogenase, putative. Gene Ontology annotation, molecular function: transcription coregulator activity. The transcript is spliced from 10 exons. The annotation marks the transcript as partial. Gene Ontology annotation, cellular component: SWI/SNF complex; nucleus. The record is from RefSeq and is a predicted model, not a curated record. NCBI's taxonomy places the organism in Eukaryota, Apicomplexa, Conoidasida, Eucoccidiorida, Eimeriidae. Gene Ontology annotation, biological process: regulation of transcription by RNA polymerase II.